Penicillium manginii is the source of this 888-nucleotide messenger RNA. RefSeq lists its product as uncharacterized. The transcript has 2 exons. Lineage: Eukaryota; Fungi; Ascomycota; Eurotiomycetes; Eurotiales; Aspergillaceae. The record is from RefSeq and is a predicted model, not a curated record. The coding region runs from base 1 to 888 and encodes 295 amino acids.
AUGUCAUCCUCCUACGCCCCGCCUCCAGGCCCACCCCCACCCUCCGUCCCAGACGGCUGGAAAGCCCAAUACGACGACCGCUACAAAGCCUGCCAACCUCCGCGCCGCCCGGCCCCCCCACCAACAACCAACGACCUCCCACCCUACGAACAAAGCGGCCCGGCCGACCCAUCCGCCCUAGCAAGCGCAAACACAGACAAGAAGAGCGCAGCAAUGUCCUCAAAUAAUCCCUACAACCCCGCCAACGGCCCCCAAGGACCCCACGGCAGCACCAGUGCCAGCACGGACGACGACGCCCGCCUAGCCGCCAAACUCCAAGCCGAAGAAGACGCCCGCGGAACGCGCGGUGUCGGACCAGGCUCUUCAUCAGAUUAUUACAAUAAUAAUAACGCCCAGCCAUCCAACACACCCCCCUACGGCUCCCAACAAUUCCAACCCCAAUCCCAAUCCCAGUCCCCACUGCCCGAGAAGCGCAGCAAAGGCGGCUUCCUGAGUAAAUUAAUGGGCAAGGCAUCCGGCUCGGGCUCUAGCUCCCGACCAUACCCCCAGCAACAGCAGCAGCAGUACUACCCGCAGCAACAGCAGCAACAGCAGUACUACCCGCAGCAGCAACAGUACGGCGGAUACGCGCAAGGCCCGCCUAUGGGAUACGGCGGAUAUCCGCAGCAGGGAUAUCCUCAGCAGGGGUAUUAUCAGCAGCAGCCGCAGCGGCGGACUGGGGGUGGCAUGGGGACGGCCGGGGCGGCGGCUCUUGGUGUUGGUGGUGGGUUGUUGGGUGGGAUGUUGAUUGCGGACGCGAUUGAUGAUCAUGAGGAUCAUGAGAAUUAUGAUAAUGGGGGUUAUGAUGAUGGUGGUGGUGGGGAUUUUGGAGGUGGUGAUGAUUUUUAG